Molecule: messenger RNA, 882 nt
Organism: Dibothriocephalus latus
Lineage: Eukaryota; Metazoa; Platyhelminthes; Cestoda; Diphyllobothriidea; Diphyllobothriidae
Source: the annotation of a GenBank genome assembly
AUGCUCGCUCUCAUCGUUAUCGGCUGGCUCCUCUCUAAUGGUCUCAUCGAACAGGUGGUGGUUUUUAAUUCACCCCACCUGGAGGCCUAUCUGCGUUCGCGUCUGCGACAGACACCCAACGACGUGUCGCUGCGAUGUCUGCUCUGGCGUCAGCUGGAGGCUCGCGGAGCCCACCUCGAGGCCGCAAGAGUCCUCGAACAUCUGGCCUCUGCACCCUCCGGUGGGUUGGAACUGGAAGAUCGACUGGACUACCUAGCGCGCGCCAUCAUCACAGUAAAGGCGCUGCCCCGUGAGUUGAGAGAUAUACUGCCUGCACCGUUUUACUUCUUAAGGGCCUUUCAGAUAACUUUAUCAACGAGCAGCAGGGUUGGCAUGACUGACCAGUGGCCCAUGCAGGAAUAUACUCAACCACAACCCGUAAAAGUUGGACCAGCCACGGAUGCCUCCCCCUUUUCUCGCGCCUUCAUUAGCCAUUUAAAAUUUUUUCUUCUUUCAGCCAAUCAGCAAGACCCCGACUACCUGUGCGACCUGCAGGACCGACUGGAGACAGCGGAGUUGCAACGCCAGUUGUGUGUCGAGUUGGCCGCCUUUGGGUCCCCCGAUCAACAGCAGCACUACAAGGGUGCCGCAACGUCCGGCCUGGAGGAGGCAAUCCACGAGCUGACUCAUGGCCCGCUGCUCAGUCUGUCUGAUCUCUUCACCCGCUACGCGGAUCCUUUCGAUCUGCACGAGUCGAAGUUGUUGCUUCUGCGCUUUGCCGGCGAAGCUGAUUCCGAUCUGGUGCGUGCUAUCUGGCUAGCCCUCCUGCACCGCCUUCUCGUUUCUGCGCCCGAGGGUCAGUCCUCACCGGCCAACCGGAGCGCUCGAUCGCCUGGCCAACGU